ACUGUGGAUAAGGUCCUGGUCCAUGAAAGGAAGAUGUACAUUAAGAUGUACCUGUGGAAGAUGUUCUUCUUCUCUGCAUGGUCACCAACUGGACAUGCUAAGUACAGUAGCCUUCCAGAAGUAGUGAUACCCUUGAGGGUCAAUGUCUCUAGCAGGAAUAAUAUUUCACGAGCUUGGCUGUCCUAUAGUCUGCACAUUCGUGGGCAGAGACACAUAAUCACUAUGAAACCAAAGAAAAACUUGAUAUCCAGAAACUUCUUAUUACUCACUUAUAGUGACCAAGGUGAUCCACUUGAAGAACAGCCUUUUGUGCAGAAUGACUGCUACUACCAUGGCUAUGUGGAUGAAGACCCAGAAUCCUUGGUCAUUGUUCACACCUGUUUUGGGAGUUUGCAAGGCAUACUAGACAUAAAUGGCACAACUUAUGAAAUCAUGCCCAAGAGCUCAACUUCAACAUUUGAACAUCUGGCUUACGAACUAGACAGUGAGGAGUCAGAAUCAAUUCCCAUGAGAUGCGGGUUAACUGAAGAUGAAAUAGCAAGACAAAUGAAGCUUCAAGAAAGAGUUGCCUCAACACUUUUGCAAAUCCCAUAUGAAAAUUGGUGGACCCACCAUAGGUUUAUUGAUUAUUUUGUUGUAAUAGACCAUAAACGUUAUGUUUAUAGAAACAACAAUACCACAACUUGUCUUCAAGAUAUGUUGCAAAUAGUCAAUGGAAUAAAUGGUUAUUAUCUUCAAAUAAGUAUGGAUGUGGUUUUAACCAAACUUGAAGUGUGGACUGAACAAAAUCAUAUCAAUGUAGAACAAAGUAUAUCUAAUGUUCUACGUGAUUUCUCCGAUUGGAAGCGAGCCUCAGUUGGCAAUGAAAUUAGAUAUGAUGUUAUACACCUUUUUGCCAGACAUGGUUAUGGUAUAUCUUUAGGGUUAGCUUAUGUAGCUACUGUUUGUUUAACUCUUAAUUGUGCAGUUAUCAGUUUUGUGUCUGAUGACAUGUUAGACAUCGCAUUCGUUGUAGCACAUGAGAUGGGUCAUAACUUGGGUUUGAUACAUGAUGUAAAGGAUUGUUAUUGUGGGAGAAAAACCUGCCUAAUGGCUGCCUAUAAAUCAAAUUCCCCCAAAUUCAGCAACUGUAGUUUCGAAUAUCUAUAUUCAUUUCUUUUUCCAAGAACUUGCUUAUACGAUACACCAGAAACACUAGAAACACUAGUAACAACAAACCUGACUGAAUGUGGGAAUAACUUAGUUGAGGAAGGAGAGCAGUGUGAUUGUGGGAGCUCUGAAUCCUGUUCAAAAGAUCCAUGCUGUAGCGAGGACUGUGUUCUCAAACCUGGUGCCCAAUGUGCUUCUGGGCUUUGUUGCCAACAUUGCCAGUUCCUUCAAACAGGCUCAGUGUGUAGAAAAGAGAAAAAUGAGUGUGACCUUCCAGAGUGGUGCAAUGGAACUUCAGCUGAGUGUCCAACAGAUGUGUAUAAAGAAGUCGGAAGCCCUUGCAGUGGCGGUGGUUAUUGCUAUAAGAUGGAGUGUCAUCAACAUGAUGAACAGUGUCGGAAGAUUUUUGGCAAUGGAAGUCGAAGUGCAAGUGGAAUUUGCUACAUGGAAAUGAACAAACGGGGUGACCGCUUUGGUAACUGUGGUAUUGAUGCCCAUAAAUACAUAGGAUGCAAACUAGCUAAUGUACACUGUGGGCGAAUUCAGUGUGAGAAUGUGACAGUACUUCCCCAAAGGAGAAACCAUGAAACAUUGCAUUCCACUCACUUCAGUAAUAUCACCUGUUGGACUAUAGACUAUCAUUUUGGAAUAACCUUAGAUGACAUUGGAGCAGUGAACGAUGGCACAGUUUGUGGUCCACAGCAUUUAUGUAUUGACAGAAAGUGUGUACACCAGUCCAUUCUGUCAAGUAACUGUUCAACAAUCGUUUGCCAUAUGCAUGGAGUCUGCAACAAUAAACAGCACUGCCAUUGUGACCUCACAUGGGAACCCCCAGACUGUCAACUACAUGGCCAUGGAGGUAGUAUAGACAGUGGGCCAGCUCCUGUGCCUUUAUCUCCUUCCAAUUGGAGUAUGUACUUCAUAGCUUUUUUACUUAUGUGUGUGCUUGGCUUAAUUUCUUUGUAUGUCCUAUUUAAAUUAAGGAUAUUACCUCUAAAAAAAGUGGUGCCAAACACAGAAUCUGGUGAUAGACACCUUACCUGA
Messenger RNA from Grammomys surdaster, 2193 nucleotides. Its product is annotated as disintegrin and metalloproteinase domain-containing protein 26A-like. Gene Ontology annotation, biological process: proteolysis; male gonad development. Gene Ontology annotation, molecular function: metalloendopeptidase activity. Lineage: Eukaryota; Metazoa; Chordata; Mammalia; Rodentia; Muridae. The transcript has a single exon. The record is from RefSeq and is a predicted model, not a curated record. Gene Ontology annotation, cellular component: plasma membrane; sperm head plasma membrane; external side of plasma membrane. The coding region runs from base 34 to 2193 and encodes 719 amino acids.